AUGUCUUCAUCUUCUAAAGAUCAUGUCAUUAUUGAAAAUCAAGAUUCUGCAGGUUCAAUUUCUGAAGAAUUGGAUUUAGUUGGUAACCAAAGUCAAAAGGAAGAUAUUAAUGAUUAUCUUUACUUGGAAGGUCCCUGGUGGAAGCAUAGCCAUUUUAGAUUCUUGAAUUUCUGUAUUUUUUUAACGACUUUAACAUCAACUAACAAUGGUUAUGAUAGUAGUAUGCUUAAUGGUUUACAAUCACUUGCACGUUGGAAAUCGGAUAUGGACCAACCUAAAGGUCCUGUAUUAGGUGCAUUAAACAAUGGAAAUACGUUUGGAGUGAUGUUAUCUUUUCUUGUUGCUUCUUAUAUUGCUGACAGAGUUGGAAGAAAAUACUCUAUUAUGUUUGGUAGUACUCUUAUGAUUAUUGGUGCAAUUUUACAAGGUGUCUCCACAAACUAUGGAUUUUUCUUAUUUUCAAGAAUGGUUCUUGGAUUCGGGUCUGGUAUUGCUAUUGUUUCAAGUCCUUCGUUAAUUUCAGAAAUUAGUUAUCCAACUCAUAGACCAACAGCCACUGCAUUAUAUAAUGUUUUCUGGUACCUUGGUGCAAUUAUUGCUGCAUGGGUUACAUUUGCAACAAGAGAUAUGAAGAAUUCUUAUUGUUGGAGAGUUCCUUCUUAUUUACAAGGAGCUUUACCUUUUAUUCAAUUAGUAUUAUUUUUCUUAGUUCCUGAAUCUCCAAGAUUUUUAAUUGCUAAGGGUAAAGUAGACAAAGCUCGUGCUAUUUUACAUAAACAUCAUACUGGUGGAUCUAAUGACGAAAGAGCACUUAAAUUAGUUGAAUAUGAGAUCAAUGAAAUCACUGCUGCUUUAGAACUUGAAAAACUUUAUGCAAAUGCCAAAUACACUGACUUCUUUACAAUUCCUUCAUUCAGAAUGAGAUUGCACCUUGUCGUUUUCACUUCCAUUAUCAUGCAACUCUCAGGUAAUGGGUUGGUUUCAUACUAUUUAAGUAAAGUAUUGAAUUCCAUUGGAAUUACGGGACAAAAGAGACAGUUGGAAAUCAAUGGUUGCUUAAUGAUUUACAAUUUAGUAGUUGCGGGAACUGCUGCCAGUGUUGUAAGUAAAUUUAAGAGAAGAACAUUGUUUUUGUUUUCAACUGGUAUGAUGCUUAUACUUUAUGUUAUUUGGACUACUCUUUCAGCUAUUAACCAAGAAAGAAAUUUUGAACAAAAAUCGUUAGGUAAUGGUGUCUUAGCAAUGAUUUUCUUGUAUUAUGCUGCUUAUGAUAUCGGUGCUAAUGGUUUGCCAUGGUUAUACAUGACAGAAAUCUUACCAUACAGUCACAGAGCUAAAGGUAUUAAUAUUCAUAAUUUAGUUCAAACAUGGAUUGUUAUUUAUAACGGUUUUGUUAAUGCUAUCGCUAUGGAUGCAAUUGGUUGGAAAUAUUAUAUCGUUUACUGUUGUAUCCUUGCUGUGGAGUUCACUGUUGUUUACUUCACUUAUAUCGAAACUUCAGGUUAUACUUUAGAAGAAGUCGCAGAAGCAUUUGGUGAUGAUGCUGAUUUACAGUUGAGAUUCAUAAAGAGUCCCCCAUCCAAAGUCGUUCUUGAACACCAAGAGAAUGUUUAG
Scheffersomyces amazonensis is the source of this 1614-nucleotide messenger RNA. Its product is annotated as general substrate transporter. NCBI's taxonomy places the organism in Eukaryota, Fungi, Ascomycota, Pichiomycetes, Serinales, Debaryomycetaceae. Bases 1 to 1614 code for a protein of 537 amino acids. The transcript has a single exon. Gene Ontology annotation, cellular component: membrane. Gene Ontology annotation, molecular function: carbohydrate:proton symporter activity. The record is from RefSeq and is a predicted model, not a curated record. Gene Ontology annotation, biological process: transmembrane transport; carbohydrate transport.